AUGUAUGACAACACAAUAAGCAAGGAAGCAGAUCUUCCAUGCAAGGUUUGGCGUCCUCUUCCUGCUGAGCCUGCAGAGCAGAGUGGGCUCAGCAAUGAAGAUUAUGAUAACUGCAGCAUAGAAAGUAACUACGACAGUAUCUCGCUACCUUGUGAAAGGAAGACACCAGCUAAACCAUUGGAUCCUGAUACAAAAGCUGUUACCGGUCCAUCCAUCUUUUUUCCAAUCCAAUGGAAAAAGUACUGGAAAAGAAACCGAAUUGGUGUUCUCUUGAGCCUCACUGGUGUCUGUCUCCUCCUUAGUCUCCUCCUCCUCCUCUCAAAUAUUUCAAUAUUUCCAAAACUCAGAUCACUAAAUUUGAUCUCCACAAAAGAAGUCUGUGAUGCUUCCCCAGCACCAUUCAAUUUCACAGAACUAGAGACGAGUGUUAUAACCAAACUCAAAAGCUUAGAACAACAAUUUGAUGAGAAGAGAAAAGUCAGCCUGCAGAAAAUGGAAGAACAACUACUCAGAAUAGAAAGAAAAUUAGGUAGACUACAAAAUUGCAAAGAUACUUCAUGGCGGAAGUUUCAGACAAAUGUUUACUACUUCUCUGACACAGAAGAAAAUUGGAAGAUGGCAAGAGAAAAAUGUGCUGAUCUUGAUUCUCACCUUGUCAUUAUUAAUACCAAGCAAGAACAGGAUUUUGUGAUUGAGACUUUAAAACAAUCCAUUUGGCUUGGCUUAAAUGAUACAGAGGAAGAAGGAACUUGGCGUUGGAUUGAUGGAUCACCACUGGGCGAACUGAGGAGCUGGAGAACAGGUGAACCCAAUAAUAAUGGGAAAAAUGGUGAAGAUUGUGCUGUCCUAUAUAAAGAGGGAAAUUGGAAUGACAUUCGGUGUGAUACACGAGUUAAGUUUGUGUGUGAAAAGAAAGAGGUCUCUGUGCAAUGACUUUCCUUGUAUAUGUCUCUUAAUUCAAGAGGGUUUCUCUUUUCCAAAUUUGGUAGAGAAUUCCCGAUAUAAUGCUUAUUUGUAUGGGUAAUUAAAGAUCAACACCGCUGCCUUGGUUACCUAGAUAAUUUUGACCAAGCAGGACUUUUAGUGAUAGCUCAUAUACACAGUAUACCUUUCAUAGUUUCUUCUCAUAAAGCCAGCCCUCUGCCUAAAACAACCUUGUCACUUGUUCACCAAGACUGUUUCCAAUAUCACCAUAACUUUGCUGAAAUGCAGGUAGAGCAGCUUCGUAAAUGAACAUUUAAAGUAAAGUAAAAUGGAAAUUGUUGUAUUCCCUAAAAAGAUAUAAUUCCCUAACCCUCUUUUUUAAAAUUCCAGAUUAUUUUGCACUUUGCCAUAUUCCUCCCUAGGCUCUUUAUUUCAGUUGGCAGAGCCAUUUGGAUUUUGUGUCUUCUACUGGUAUCUUAUUGUUCUGAUCUAAGGAGCAUCACCUGUAGAUUUGGGGGGAUAACUGCACAAAAAAAUCUUUUUAGAAAAUGCCAACACCAUUGACAAUACCUCAUUGGAAUGGUUCUCCAUUUUUGAUCCAAGAUUAAUACUUAAUAAUAGAGCCAUGGUGGCAGUGGUUAGAAUGCAAUAUUUCAGGUUAAUUUUGCCAAUUGGAGUUAGAUUCUGACUGGCUCAAGGUUGAUUCAGCCUUCCAUCCUUUCAAGGUUGGUAAAAUGAGGUCCCAAAUUGUUAGGGGCAAUAUGCUGACUCUGUAAACCACUUAGAGGGCUAUAAAGCACUGCAAAGCGGUACAGGUAUCCUCGACUUACAACAGUUCAUUUAGUGAUGUUCAAAGUCACAACAGUACUGAAAAAGUGACUUAUGACAUUUUUUCGCACUUAUGACCUCUGUAGCAUCUCCAUAGUCAGAUGAUCAAAAUUCAGAUACUUGACAGCUGACUCAUAUUUAUGACAAUCAGUGUCCUGGGGUCAUGUGAUAAUCUUUUGUAGCCUUCUGACAAGCAAAGUAAAUAGGAAAGGCAGAAUCACUUAACUGUGUUGUUAACUUAACAACUGCAGUUAUUCACUUAACUGUGGCAAGAAAGGUCGCAAAAUGGGGCAAAAUUCACUUAACAAAUGCUUCACUUAGCAACACAAAUUUUGGACCCAAUUGUGGUCGAAUGUCAAGGACCACCUGUAUAAGCCUAAAUGCUAUUGCUAUAUUCUUCCAAACAAAGAGGCAACCUCUUGAACAUCAGAAAAGCUGAAAUGGAGGACCAUCACUAAUAAGGCAGCCAGAAAGACAGGAAUUUCUGACGUGUUUUUGCAGUAUUUUUUUCAAAUUCAGACUUAAAAAGUGUCAGUAUGUAGCAAGCAACUAUACAAAAUUGAAUUUUAAUUGUAAAUAAUGUUACAGGGCUAUUUGCAAACUAUUUUUCCUGCAUGGGCUUUCAACAGGCAAAGGACACUUCCAACUCUACCUACCUACUUAAGGUCCCUGUCCUAAUGUUCCCUUUUAUUCGUAUCCAUUUCAUGUAUUCAUAAUUAUGUUUAUACUUUUAUCUGUUAUCUAAUACAUGCUCGACGAAAUAAAAUAAAUAAAUAAAUAAAACUCAAAUUGGACCCUC
Pantherophis guttatus is the source of this 2551-nucleotide messenger RNA. RefSeq lists its product as uncharacterized. Lineage: Eukaryota; Metazoa; Chordata; Lepidosauria; Squamata; Colubridae. The record is from RefSeq and is a predicted model, not a curated record.